This is a messenger RNA of Coffea eugenioides, 1608 nucleotides long. RefSeq names its product alpha-galactosidase 1-like. Bases 75 to 1388 code for a protein of 437 amino acids. Gene Ontology annotation, biological process: carbohydrate metabolic process. The transcript has 14 exons. Gene Ontology annotation, molecular function: hydrolase activity, hydrolyzing O-glycosyl compounds. NCBI's taxonomy places the organism in Eukaryota, Viridiplantae, Streptophyta, Magnoliopsida, Gentianales, Rubiaceae. The record is from RefSeq and is a predicted model, not a curated record.
CUUCUACUUCUUCAUUUUCUCUACUCGUCACUCAGUUACUUGAGUAGCAGACAAAGUAAUACUGAUACUAGUCCAUGGAGGACAAGAAGAAGCCAUCAAUUUCGUCGCCUGCUACCAAGUUCUUUAUUGUUUUGUUAUUCAUCUUCUUUUUGGAUAUUCAUGGUGGCGGCCAUUAUAGUUUCCAUGCAUCUGCCAGAAAACUGUCAAAUGUGGAGGAGGAAAACAGAAGUGUAGUAGACAUUAGUAAUAAUGAAAAUUCAGCCACCAGCGGCAGCAGGAGGAGUCUGCUCUCCAAUGGCCUCGCCAUAACUCCUGCAAUGGGGUGGAAUAGCUGGAAUCACUUUGCCUGCAACGUUAGCGAGAAACUUAUCAAAGAAACGGCUGAUGCACUGGUUUCAACUGGCCUGUCCAAGCUUGGUUAUCAAUAUGUGAACAUAGAUGAUUGCUGGGCAGAAAUUAACCGUGAUGACAAGGGAAAUCUAGUGCCUAAGAAGUCUACAUUUCCUUCGGGCAUGAAAGCCCUUGCAGACUAUAUCCACAGCAAGGGACUCAAGUUGGGAAUCUACUCGGAUGCAGGGUAUUAUACUUGUAGCAAGCAAAUGCCAGGUUCUCUUGGUUACGAGGAAAAAGAUGCAAAGACCUUUGCAUCAUGGGGUAUAGAUUAUCUCAAGUAUGAUAACUGCAACAAUGAUGGCUCGAAGCCAGUCGAGAGAUAUCCUGUAAUGACCAAUGCCCUGAUGAAAUCUGGCCGUCCUAUAUACUUCUCCCUAUGUGAAUGGGGAGAUAUGCACCCUGCUCUAUGGGGAGGAAACUUAGGCAAUAGCUGGAGAACCACAAAUGACAUAAGUGACACUUGGGAAAGCAUGGUCUCCAGAGCAGACGAGAAUGAAGUAUAUGCAGAAUAUGCAAGGCCAGGCGGCUGGAACGAUCCUGACAUGCUUGAGGUGGGAAAUGGAGGAAUGACAAAAAAUGAAUAUAUUGUCCACUUCAGUAUUUGGGCUAUUUCCAAGGCUCCCCUUCUGAUUGGCUGUGACGUAAAUAAUAUAAGAAAAGAGACAAUGGAAAUUCUUGGCAACAAAGAGGUUAUUGCAGUUAACCAAGAUAAGUUUGGAGUUCAAGCUAAAAAGGUCCGAAUGCUGGGUGAUUUGGAGGUAUGGGCUGGGCCACUUUCGGAUUACAGAGUAGCUGUGCUGCUCGUGAACCGCAGCACAAGGCGGGACUCCAUCACGGCCCACUGGGAAGACAUUGGGCUGCCCCUAAAGACUGUUGUUACUGUAAGAGAUCUUUGGGAGCACCAGACUUUGAAGAAAAAGUUUGUGGGCAGCUUAACUGCUACAGUGGAUUAUCAUGCCUCCAAGAUGUACAUCUUCACCCCAGUUAGGUCUUGAUAGAUCAGGAUUCAUCAGACUUACCUAUUUUUCAUCUCAUUUUGCAUUGUUGGAUAGGUAGAUGUGUUGCUGUCACUGGCUAAGGUCAAACACUUAAAAUUGUUCCCAAGAAGAGCAAACAUCUCUUCUGUUUCUUUGUGGGGGCAUCUUUCAAUUAUUGUCUCAACAAAAUUAUGGAGUAAAAUUAAGUCUUGUGCAAGGUAAGAGAUAGUUUUGUGGA